Molecule: messenger RNA, 1902 nt
Organism: Amaranthus tricolor (Joseph's coat)
Lineage: Eukaryota; Viridiplantae; Streptophyta; Magnoliopsida; Caryophyllales; Amaranthaceae
Product: E3 ubiquitin-protein ligase AIRP2-like
Exons: 5
Coding region: 496-1044 (182 amino acids)
Biological process (GO): protein ubiquitination
Molecular function (GO): ubiquitin protein ligase activity
Source: RefSeq, a predicted model, not a curated record
AUAAAAUAUCAUUAUUAUACAGUAUGUAAGUCAAGCUCAAGAUGACAUUUAUAGGAAAAUACCACUUGUCAUCAUUCACAUCCUCCACCCUUUCUCUUUGCCUUUACAUAAGUGAACCCACUUUCCCUUUUAAAAAAAGAAAAUAAAAAGGAAAAAACAAAAAAAAUCAAAAGGAAGUUCAUAGAAAAACCCAGAAAGUGCAAGCUUCCCCUCCCUAUCGAGAAACACUUCCUUCACCUCCACAAUUAGUAGAAAGAGAGUGUGUAUAUGUUUGUUGAGUACUUUUCAAUUUUUAGGGUUUUUGAUGAUUUUGAAAAUUCAGUUGAUUUUAGGUGGAAAUAUUUAAAUUUUUUGAUGGGUUUUAUUCCAUUUUAUCUAAUUUGAUGAUGGUUUUGUGGGUUUCGUUUGAUUUUGGCUUUUUCUGGGUAUUUUAAAUUUGAAAGUGAAAGAGGAAAAAUAAAUUAGAGAGAGAAAAUAAGGGAUUUUUAGUAAGAAAUGUAUGUGGCUUCUAUGCGAAAGUCUUUCAAGGAUUCACUCAAAGUGUUAGAAGCAGAUAUUCAGCAUGCUAACACUCUGGCAUCUGAGUUACCUAGAGAGUACGACGGGGCUUGCCUUCAAAUGAGAUUAUCCUACGCUCCUGCUGCUCAUUUCUUUCUUUUCUUGGUUCAAUGGACUGAUUGCAAUUUGGCAGGAGCACUGGGCCUUUUGAGAAUAUUAAUUUACAAGGUUUAUGUGGAUGGCACCACUACUAUAUCAACACAUGAAAGGAAAGCAAGUAUUAGAGAUUUUUAUGCGGUAAUAUAUCCUUCGUUAUUACAACUUGAAAGUGGCGUGACUGAUACUGAGGAUAAAAAGCAGAAAGCUGUUUGUAUGGAAAGAUACCGGAAAAAAGAUGGGGAGGAAUAUCGGCAGUAUACAGAUAUGGAUAUCGAAAGAGAGGAAGAAUGUGGUAUAUGCAUGGAGAACUACAGCAGAAUUGCGUUGCCUAAUUGCAAUCAUGUCAUGUGCCUGAAGUGCUAUCGAGAAUGUACAAUGUUAAUUUGAUGAGACGAUUUUCCGGAAGUUGGUCACUAGAAUAGUGAACCCAAAAUGUGAUGUGUUUGAGCCCCAUAGUGCAAAAGAGGGUUUUGGUCGCGUUAACGGUCGCAAAACGGAAAACUUAUACGAUACAAUCGCGACUCGCGAUACGCUAAUGCGGCCCUGUUUUUGCACCAUGGCUUGAGUUUCAAGAGUUAGUCGAGGACAUGAAGAUAAGUAAGUUUUUUCCCAGAUAUAUUUGCACCUUGUGUUCAACGGACACAUCUAAGUUGUAUAAUAUACACACCCAAUUGAUGCAGAUUGAAGACAUGUGAUCCCAAUGAUGUAGAGGGUGCAUCUUGUACAAUAAAAAGUGAAGCUUGGGGCUUAAUCAUAUUCUUCCCUGGUGCAACUAAUAAAUCGAACUCUACUUUUAUUUUAUUUUAUUGAUUUUUUUUUUCCAAAUACUUGUAUGAUUCUAGUCCGGGUCUAUGUAGUUCCGACUCAUAUUCCUCCGCAGACGCCUGUUUUGGAUGUCUUUAAUACCUUGUAUUUAACCAACUUUCGGACCCUCACUGUGCUCCUGAUCGAUGUUUUCAUAUUGGUUGAUAGACCUAUUUUUGUUGCUAAGGUGUUGGAAUACUUGUUUACUAUGCCAACUAUCAUCUUUCUCAUAUGAUCUCUUUUCUUGGGGCAAUUUGAGCGAACCUUUUUCUUCCCAUUCUAUAACGAAAAUACAUGAUUAGAUUUAUAUAUAUGAUUGGAGAAGGAGGUUAUUAAUCUAUGAUUUCCGACUUUGUUUUUUGUAUUGUUAAAAUAUAUACCUUAUGCUGACUUGAUAUAUAUUCCUCCUUCCCUGAUCACUUGAUUUUCUCAUCUGAGUUG